AUACUCUUUGUCCUUUCUGAAGUUUGAACUUUGUGACAAGGGAAAAACUGCUUGGCUGUUAAAUUCAAUUUACGAAAUAAAAUAAUUAUGUCCGCAAUCAGUAGGACUUUUAUUAAUAAAAGUAAGUACACACUUACAAGGAGAGGUAAAAAACUAUCUCUUUUUGAGGAUUCCAAGUUUAUAACAGCGCUACCAAAGGAUGUACCAGAGAGGACUUGGGUUGAUAUUUUCCAAAAAGAGGAAAACGAUCUCAUGAUAUUUGACAUCAGAGAGGAAAUACUCGAAUCAGCUUUGAACACCUGCUACCUUAACUACAUGAAGAAGCAAAAUGUCGCAUUCACCGUACAUUGUGCUGUUAAAGCUUGGCUGAAAAUCAUCGAUUGGUAUUUUUAUCGUCACGAUCCCGGAGAAGAGGUGUCUGCAUCGCCAGCAUGUUUUAUACCGAAGCGUGAAGCAUCCUGGCAACCCGAUGAGCCUCCAGAGCCUUCGCCCCGUGAUCCUUUCUGUCGACAGAAGCUUGUUGUGUUGGAAGAUGAAACUAAAGAUAUACCUAAGGAAGGCUUUAGUAUUACGUCUUUGGAAUAUCCGGUUAUAGAGGAAAUACCGGAAGAAUGCUGGUUUCCUGGAAGAGUGAACAUACCGAUAGAAGAGGACAUGAGCAGUGAGGCUGGAGGAUCUCAGGAUUAUGAAGUAUCCAUACAAUCUUAUCCAUCUCUAUACAAUUAUUCAGUGGCGAGUAGCACCACUUCAGUGUUUACUUCCGAUGAUAAUUUAGUAGCAGAAAGUGAGGUGCUGCAGAAAGUAACAGACUACGCUAGUGAUAAAGCGUUGAAGGCUGAAUCACCUAAGAAGCUGUCGCGCGUGGCGCAGUCCGCGGCGACGCUGGGCAGCGCGUCUUCCGUCAAGUCCUCGCAUUCCCGCCGACAGCCCUUCGUGCAGCCGCGCGCGCCCAGCAGUCAGACAACGCGGUCGCGCGCCACUCUGCCCCCCCUCUCCUCCAGCUCUCAAUCUCCGCUUAGCAUAAUCUCUGAUUGCCGCCUUAGGAACUUGAGGUUGGAUACACAAUUUGAGGUGGGCUCUGAGAAGGUUGAAUUAUCGUCAGUGGAAAAUGUAAAAAAGAAGUAACUACUGAAGUUUCCUGAAAGAAAUUUUCAGCAAUUUACUAUUUUCAGUUAUGAGUCAGUAUUUUGAGUUUUAAUUAAUGCGUUCUUAGCAUAUUUA
Molecule: messenger RNA, 1221 nt
Organism: Papilio polytes (common Mormon)
Lineage: Eukaryota; Metazoa; Arthropoda; Insecta; Lepidoptera; Papilionidae
Exons: 8
Coding region: 88-1125 (345 amino acids)
Source: RefSeq, a predicted model, not a curated record